AUGUGGAAUCUUGGGUCCAGUUCGUCGUGGGGUCGAGCUGUAUCAGCUAAGUUGGGGACAUGGGGAAGUAGAGAGCAGAAUAGAGACUGGAGAUUUUCCGUUAGUAUGGAUCGCCCUUCCGUCUGUCCUCGUUCCGAUUCGAGUGCGUAUGCGUGGAAUGCGUGGGCGCGGCUAAUAAGCCCGGAGGGCGUGGAUAACGGAGAGGACCCUAAGAGCGUGGAUAUAGACGUGGCCGUGGUGGACGACGAGGGUGAGGGGGAUGAUACUGCUCUUUUGCAGGUUCCGAGGUCCAAGGUUACGGUUGCCAAGUUUGAUGCCAACCAGUUGCCAGGCGGGCUCAUCAGUGAACGGCGUAGUGCCAUGGGACAGAAAGGCGGAAAUCUCGCACCUCUUUCUGAUCUCCCCACAGAAUUGAAAAGACUAUCGCAAUUUCACCACAACUCACCCGAUGUCAUUAUUCAACAAUCAAAUCCAUCCCUCUGGCCGCCAAACGUUACUCUACCCAUAGGCACCGUGCUACCAAAGACGAUCAUGGAAGUGAAUGUCUUGCCUCCUGAUCACGGCUUGCGGAAGGAACCGACAAAGAAAAUAUCCUCAUCACCGACCGCGGCUCAUGCAGUACGCAUUGAACCCCCAUCACGACCCAAGACUGAGCUGGAAGAGGCAAAUAGUUAUCCAGUUGAUGCAAACGGAAAAGGAUGUGCUCCAAAGCAGCCGAGACGCCGUCGCAGUGCCUUCGUGACAGACAAGGCUCUCGAGCACUUAUCCCAAAACGACCCGCUCGCCGAAUUUGAUCGUAUACAUGAAGGCAUCGUGGGCAUUAAGAGAUACUUUACGCUGCCCACCGUCCUCGAACCAAGCAAGAAGUUGGUUUCAAGAUUGAAUAAGUUUAACAAACGUCGCGAUGAAGAUGUGUUCAAGGGGAUAUGUUUGGAAGACUGGGAGCUCGAACAGGAAGUGGACAAAUGCAACAGCGCGCUACAAGCCGUGCGAAAGGAAAUACAAUCUGCGCUCAGGGCAGUCGUGGAAGAGUUCUUUCUUGUUCGUGGACCGCUACCGGGUGAGCCAAAUCGGAACCUUAUCGUUGUACAGGAGAGCUUCAGGGUGUUGGAGGACUUGAGAGCUACGUUUCCUGAGGCUGUGGCUGAGUUUGGGAAGCAAGCUGGGCCGGCUGAUGGAGGAGGAGUUGCGGCUCCGCCGAAUUCUCGGGCUGAAUCACAACAACCCUCUCGACAGUUCCAUCCUCAUCAUGAUUUUCGCUUCCAACCAAAGAGAGCUCGGGCGGAUAGCGAAGAACCCCAAGAUCUGGAUGUGUGCGUCAAGAGGAGAAAAAUUUCUGAGAUUGGAUCACGGCAGAAGGCCCGAACAAACAGCGAGGAGUCGCAAGAUAAUACAGUGUGCAUCAAGAGGGAAAGGGUUCGUGAGACUUGUUGGUGA
Molecule: messenger RNA, 1437 nt
Organism: Neurospora tetrasperma FGSC 2508
Lineage: Eukaryota; Fungi; Ascomycota; Sordariomycetes; Sordariales; Sordariaceae
Exons: 7
Coding region: 1-1437 (478 amino acids)
Source: RefSeq, a predicted model, not a curated record